AUGAUGCCAAAGAUAGUGGACCUUCAGCCGGCACUCUGACAGGACAGUAGCCCAAUUCGGAUGACUCCUGUCGGCGUGAUGUUCAUCCUCUUCCCGGUGUGCUGUCUGCUCCCCGGAACCUGGGCAGCCACUGUGAGCGGACUCCAAUACACUGUUUUAGAUCGUCGAGUGUUUGGGGCCGUGGCCAACUUCAGCACAUUCCUACUGGAUCCCACGUCGGGCGUCCUCUUCAUGGGUGCAAGGGAUACCAUAGUGGUGGUAGACACCAACAAGCUUAAUGAACCACCACGCAUGGUGAUUUGGAAUGUGCCGCAGGAGAGCAGGAAUACUUGCAUGACUAAAGGAAAGACGGAGGGUGACUGCCGCAACUACAUCCUGCUGUUGGAGUUCCACUCUGACGGACGGCACAUUUACGUGUGCGGCACCUAUGCCUUCGACCCCAAAUGUGCCUUCCUGGAGAAGUCCUCCCUAACCCUGGAGAAGGAUGCCGAUGGGCACGUGACUAUGGAAAUGGGGAGGAAGAAGGUCCCCUUUGACCCUAGGAAGCCGUUCUCGGCCGUUAUGACGGAUGACGCGCUGUACGCCGCCACCUCCAUCAAUUUCCGCGGGACGGAGUUCGAUAUCACCCGGGCGACGGGUCCGGAGCAGAAGCAGAUCCGAAGCGAGCAAAAAGUUCACUGGCUGGACGAACCCGAAUUUGUAAGCUCAGCGUUCGUGGAGCUGUCGACCGACAACAACGUCGCGGGGGAGGACGACCGGAUUUUCUUCUUUUUUAACGAGGCGGCUAUGGAAUACAAUUUCUAUUCCAAAGUCCGGGUGCCCAGAGUGGCACGAGUGUGUCGGUCGGACGUGGGCGGUCUCAGGACUCUGCAGCAGCACUGGACCACUUUCCUCAAGGCCGAGCUGGUGUGCGAGGACAAACUCCGACAUCAGCGCUUUGACGUCUUGGUGGACGUUUUCACCUUGCGACAUUCCCCGCAAGAAGCCGGGAGCACGCACUUUUAUGGACUUUUCACCACACAGUGGGAACCUGAGCAGUCGGCGGUGUGCGUUUUCGGCGCAUCGGACAUCAUCAGAGCAAUGAACGGCCCGUUUAAGAAGCGCAAUGACAAAACGGACACGCCCACUCCGGUGGGCUUGCCGAGGCCUGGUCAGUGUCUGAACAAUGCGCUGAAGGCAGAGGGCUACGACUCCUCCCUGAAAAUCCCUGACAACCUCUUGGCAUACGUGAGGAACCAUCCCCUCAUGCAGCAGAGUGUUAACGCCGCACCCUUGCUGGUCAGGAAAGGAGUCACGUACACCAAGCUGGCUGUCACGCUGAUAGGCCGUAGAGAAGGCCAAAGGGAAGCGAUGCUGCAUCUCGGAACAGACUUUGGAGAGCUCCAUCAGGUGGCGGUAAUAGACGAGAAAGCCACUUUACUCCGUGAGAUUCCUUUAUUUGAGCCAACAGAGCCAGUCAACAAUAUUUUGCUGCACAGAGGUUGGGCUUUGGUGGGCACUCCCCAGUCUCUAGCUCGCCUCCGGUCUGAAGAUUGCACGCUCUAUUCAAGCUGUAAAUUGUGCGCCCGAUUUGGAGAACUGGGCUGCGAGUGGGCCGCGAGCGAGGAGCGAUGCGUUCGCUCGACGUCGGCGCCUAGCGAUGGAGAUGUAAUAGAAGAAGCGUUAAGAAAAUGCGACUCCCAGGAAGAUCGCUGCUCGCCAUCCAUCAAGGAGCUGCGCGUGUCUUUGGGUCUGCAACUCCUGUUGCCCUGCGCUCAGCUGUCUCCCAGGCCCUGUAGCUGGGAGCACCCACCUAACAGUCUCACCAAGCAGCGCCACCCCGACCUAGAGGUGACCGUCACCCGAGACGGACUGGGAAGUUACAUCUGUGCGUGCCAGGAAGGACAAAUCCACGACCCCACUCCUUGCCGCCGAGCCGUCUAUCAGCUGACGUUGGAAGAUCCCACGACCGCGGGGGCCGUGGUGGGGUGCGCCCGUCACGUGGUAGCCUUCUACAUCCUCUCCUUCUUGGGGGGUUUGCUGUUCGGGGCGGCGCUCCUCUACUUUGUCAAAUGUCGACAACUAAGCGGUCCGCGAGAAGGGAUAGGGCGGGACUUACUGGGAUCCUCCGCCAGACAGCAGCCGGGAUUCCGUCUGACGGACAAACGCAACGGGAUCGCUUCCAAGGCCGCCGACGCGGGCCAAGUCGGGAAGCUGGGUAACGGCGGUCACCGCGGCAACAGCGCGAGCGCCGCCAACGCCAAGGCCAGAAACGGAAGCGGGAACGCCUCGUACGCCAACUACAACAUUUUAUCCGCAGACGUGCUGGACGGACGGACUGCCGGGAGGGAGGCGCGGGCUCCCCGAGGGGGCGAGGGGGAGUCUGCGGAAGGGGCCGAGAUGGACGAGGGUCUGGGGGAAGGGAUAACCGGACUGGAGGAAGAGUUUGCCAGCUUUCCCAUGUUUAAGACGCCGGCGCCCCUCGCUCCGUGUGAAGAAAGCUCCAUUUGA
Nerophis lumbriciformis (worm pipefish) is the source of this 2490-nucleotide messenger RNA. The record is from RefSeq and is a predicted model, not a curated record. Lineage: Eukaryota; Metazoa; Chordata; Actinopteri; Syngnathiformes; Syngnathidae.